Messenger RNA from Cyclopterus lumpus (lumpfish), 825 nucleotides. RefSeq names its product elongin C paralog a (gene eloca). Gene Ontology annotation, cellular component: elongin complex. Gene Ontology annotation, biological process: ubiquitin-dependent protein catabolic process. The coding region runs from base 137 to 484 and encodes 115 amino acids. The transcript has 4 exons. Gene Ontology annotation, molecular function: protein-macromolecule adaptor activity. Lineage: Eukaryota; Metazoa; Chordata; Actinopteri; Perciformes; Cyclopteridae. The record is from RefSeq and is a predicted model, not a curated record.
AGACAUUUAUCGCGGACGAGAGUUCACACGAACUAUUUCCGGGUAACAGCCGGUGGCUAACGUUAGCUGAAACCGAAACGCAGUCCUUCUCUCUACAUUCUACAACGGAGUGAGUUAACAUAAACUACGCAACAGGAUGGACGGUGAAGAGAGAACCUACGGUGGCUGUGAGGGGCCAGAUGCCAUGUAUGUGAAACUGAUCUCUUCAGAUGGUCAUGAAUUUAUUGUGAAAAGAGAACAUGCUUUGACAUCUGGGACUAUCAAAGCCAUGUUAAGCGGACCAGGUGAGGAUUUGACAAUUGCUGAAAAUGAAACCAACGAAGUGAACUUCAGGGAGAUUCCCUCUCACGUCCUGUCCAAGGUCUGCAUGUACUUCACCUACAAGGUCCGCUACACCAACAGCUCCACAGAAAUACCUGAAUUCCCCAUCGCUCCGGAGAUCGCCCUGGAGCUGCUCAUGGCUGCAAACUUUUUGGAUUGCUAAAGUUACAGAAACAAUGUUGCAGUUUAAAACAGUUUUAGAUUUUUUUGAAUAUUUAAAUUGUUUUGCCAUUUACUUAUAUGACACCUGAAUAUAAGUAUGUAUGUCACUUUUCUUUUUCUUUUUUUUGCACCUGGCUUUCUGUCAUAAUUUUAUUAGUAUUAAAGGAUUCAUUUUAAUGUAAUGUAAUACAUGGAUAGGGCAGGCUGCAUCACUUGCCCAAGAAUGUGAUCAAUGUGCCCCAACCCCAUAAAUGUUUCCUCACCUCUCCAGAUUAAUAAAGACCUGUUUGGUGAGCACAGUUUAUUGCAAGUUGCUGCCUCACUAUGCAUGUUCCAUAUGAA